UUCUGGCCCUUAGUCUCUUAAACCCUAUGGCUCUGCAACUGCAAGAAAACGGAGGUUUAAACCUCGGCACCAGACACCAAGGCCCUGUCAACCUAACCAUGUUCUUACUUGAUCAACAAGACAACUCAUAUUUUCUGGAGGCAUUAAAGCGGUUUCGUUAUCAGUAUUUUAUGCAAGCGGAAUUUUCAGAGAUUCUGUUUUUGUUGAAUUUAUGGCUGUCCCUAGAUUAUCCGCCUGCGUAGUUAUGGCUGCGGCUGCUGCGUCAUUGCCGACGAUCGCCAAUCGCACCUACGCCGACUAUCCCUUUCGCUUCUCACCUUUCUCUUCUUCUCAUACCUCUCAGGAGGAUAAGUCCUCUGAUGAGAAAUCGGACGCUAAACCCGCCGUUGAGGAGCCGAGUAAGUCUGGAUUUGAUGCUGAAGCAUUGGAAAGAGGCGCUAAAGCUCUCCGAGAAAUUAAUAGUUCCCCCAAUGCUAAAAAGGUCUUUGAGCUGAUGAAAAACCAGGAACAAGCGCGUCUUGCUGAGGUGGCUGCUGAAAAGGCCCAUUACGAAGUCAUUCAAGCUCAAGCAGAUAUAGUAGAUUUACAGGAUAGACAACGGAAAUUGGCUGAAGAACAGAGAAAUCUUAUUCAACAACAAGCUCAGGCAAAGGCACAAAUGCUGCGCUAUGAAGAUGAGUUGGCUAGAAAAAGAAUGCAGACUGAUCACGAAGCUCAAAGGCGACAUAAUGUUGAGUUAGUUGGAAUGCAAGAACAAUCAUCUAUAAGAAAAGAACAAGCAAGACAAGUAACUGAGGAGCAGAUACAAGCACAACAACGACAGACCGAGAAAGAGAGAGCUGAAAUAGAGCGGGAAACCAUACGAGUGAAGGCCAUGGCAGAGGCUGAGGGUCGUGCACAUGAAGCAAAGCUGACUGAAGAUCAUAACCGCAGAAUGCUUAUGGAACAAAUAAGUGGAGAGAAAGAAAAAUGGCUUGCUGCAAUUAACACGGCUUUUAGUCAUAUUGAAGGGGGUGUAAGGAUUUUACUAACUGAUCGGAAUAAGUUGGUUUUGACUGUUGGUGGAGCUACUGCAUUAGCUGCGGGAGUAUACACUACCAGGGAAGGUGCAAGAGUUAUGUGGGGUUAUGUUAAUAGGUUAUUGGGUCAGCCAUCCCUCAUUAGAGAAUCCUCUGUUGUAAGGUUUCCAGGUUUCAAGAUAAUACCCUGGGUAAAGAACAAAGCUGCUGCAUUUUCUACAGGAGCUGGGGCGGCAUCAUCUCUCGCAGAAUAUAAAAAUGAUCUUGGGAAUGUUGUCCUCCAUCCUUCACUUAAAAGGAGAAUUGAACAACUUUCGAGAACUACUGCAAACACCAAGGCUCAUGAGGCACCCUUCCGUAAUAUGCUAUUUCAUGGACCUCCCGGGACCGGGAAAACUAUGGUUGCGAAAGAGAUAGCCCGAAAAUCAGGUUUGGAUUAUGCCAUGAUGACUGGAGGAGAUGUUGCACCUUUAGGUCCACAAGCCGUUACAAAAAUACACCAAAUAUUUGACUGGGCUAAAAAUUCAAGGAAAGGCUUACUGCUUUUCAUCGACGAGGCUGAUGCUUUUCUCUGCGAGCGCAACAGUACACAGAUGAGUGAAGCUCAGCGAAGUGCUCUAAAUGCAUUGCUGUUCCGAACCGGUGAUCAAUCGAGAGACAUAGUUCUUGUACUUGCAACAAACAGACCGGGCGAUCUCGACAGUGCCGUGACUGACCGAAUGGAUGAAGUCAUUGAGUUUCCACUCCCUGGUGAGGAAGAACGCUUCAAACUGCUGAAGCUUUAUCUAAACACGUACCUAAGCAAUCAAAAUGAAGCCAAAUCCAAUCAAGCAUUCUCAUUCAAGAAAAUCCCCCAACAAAUAACCAUAAGAGACAUAACCGACGACAUUCUUCGAGAUGCAGCUCGAAAGAUCAAAGAGUUCUCCGGCCGUGAGAUCGCAAAGCUCCUGGCCAGUGUUCAGGCAGCUGUUUAUGGGCGGCCAGACUGUAUCUUGGACUCCAUGUUGUUUACAGAAAUCGUUGAUUAUAAGGUAACCGAGCAUCACCAAAGACUAAAGCUAGCUGCUGAAGGUGGCCAUCCUGUUUAGCUGAGGAAUUUUUUCAUCGUAACAUCACUUGCAGGGAAGAGCCAUCAUUUUUACCUCAUUUUUUACCUCAUUUUUUACCCAUUAUGUAGCAUACAAACACUACAAUUCUGUAGUCAAAAUAUUCAUUCAUGGGUUAAAAAAAACUCAAAGCUA
This is a messenger RNA of Cucurbita moschata (crookneck pumpkin), 2260 nucleotides long. RefSeq names its product ATPase family AAA domain-containing protein 3-like. Gene Ontology annotation, molecular function: ATP hydrolysis activity; zinc ion binding; ATP binding. The coding region runs from base 212 to 2107 and encodes 631 amino acids. Gene Ontology annotation, cellular component: mitochondrion. Gene Ontology annotation, biological process: mitochondrion organization. The transcript has 8 exons. NCBI's taxonomy places the organism in Eukaryota, Viridiplantae, Streptophyta, Magnoliopsida, Cucurbitales, Cucurbitaceae. The record is from RefSeq and is a predicted model, not a curated record.